Messenger RNA from Truncatella angustata, 2367 nucleotides. Its product is annotated as SGT1 protein-domain-containing protein. The transcript has a single exon. The coding region runs from base 262 to 2166 and encodes 634 amino acids. NCBI's taxonomy places the organism in Eukaryota, Fungi, Ascomycota, Sordariomycetes, Amphisphaeriales, Sporocadaceae. Gene Ontology annotation, cellular component: nucleus. The record is from RefSeq and is a predicted model, not a curated record.
GGUACCUGUACUCCUCCAAGGUAGACAAACUGCUGCUGCUGCUGUUGUUGUUGUUGUUGUUGUUGUUGUUGUUGUCGUUGUAAGGAAUUUUUGCACAAGUGUUGAUUGAUCCAGGGUCAUGUGAUUGCAUGCUAUCGAGAGCCGCUUCAGCUUCACCGUACGGAAAUCGCUCGGGAUUCGCUCAAACCCUCCCAAACUCCUCCUCUUGAUGCUUCUUGCCUUUCAAACCUAGAAAGCUCGAUAGACCUGGUUUGUUUCAGCAUGUCCACACCAAAACCCACGUCACAGCCGGCCAUGCCACCAGGGGACAGAGUGGACUUCUUCCAAGAUGGGUUCGAUGGGUUCCCAAGACGACUACCGGAGAACUGCGUUGAAUACAUCAUCUUCGUCAUUGACAGCCAGCUAGAAGCCCGUAAGCUUCUCUCCGCUUUGGAAGCCGUCAGGAAGGCCGCAGUUCAGCUUACGGAGACCCUCACAAAGGAGUAUAUAUGGCAACGUGAUGGCCUACAGCUCGAGGUAAAGACCGACAAGCACCUUCUUUACCUGCAAGGCACCAGUUACUACGGCGACUCUGUCGAGGAUGAGUGGCUGAUAGUCUAUCUGCUUCGAGAGCUUACCAAGUCACAUCCAAACCUGUGGGUGCGCGUUUUCGACAGCGAUGGCGAGUUCCUGCUCGUCGAGGCGGCGAAUGUCCUUCCCAACUGGCUCAGCCCGGAGGUCGACAGCAAUCGCGUGUGGAUCCAUCAAGGGAAGUUGCACAUCAUCCCUUUGAGAAAGGGAUCUCAUGACAAGCGUCCCUUGACUUUGGCCGAGUCUGUCCAUUAUCUCAAAUCUGAACCAACGUCAAGCCUAGUUCAUUCUACCUUCAUCGAGGCCGAAGCCUUCUAUCGUCUGGACAAGUAUCCUGGCCAGAUCGCCGGGUCUCUCCACCACUCGGUCAUCACGAUACCGCGCAAGCUCGCGUAUAUCCUGCACGAAAUGCCCGCCGCCAUUGCACCUGCCGUGGAGGCCUUCUACCUGAGGGAUCCGGUUUCUAUGAAAUCUCUCCUUUCUCCAUCUGGCAAGCUCAGCUUCCCUCCCAAAGACCUCGUGACUGUUAGUGCCAAGUUCACAAAAGUUCUCUUUGCCCAGCUGAAGUCUCAGCGCUUUACGCAGCCACCUGUGUGGGUGCCUAUCGUGGAGGCCGCAGAAAAGGGUGGCACAGGCGCAGAAAAGUCACAGAAAGCUCUUGACCAGCUGGAAAUCGGCAUGAAGGUUACUAGCGGGUUCGAGAUGCUAGCUGUAAAUGCAGAAACAAAGGACAAUCGGAUCGCGCGAGAGGUGGCCAUUCUUCUAGAAGAUCUCGAGGAAGACGGCGAUCAAAGCCUUCCAAGCGACGCCACAAUCCAAGCCUGGCCGAAUGUCAAUCGUGACGAUGACGAGUCUUGGAUGGAUAUCAACUACGAGGAUUUUGAAAAGGAGCUCGAUGGCAAGAGUGCUACCAAAGGCGGAAAGAACCCCGGCUUUGGGGACUCGACCGCGCAAGCAGAUUUGCAAAAGAUCGUGUCGAGGUUCGAGUCUUUCCUCAAUGACGACACGGCUGGCUUGGAGGGUGCUGAGCUGAAUGAUAUGGACUUGGAUGAUGACGAUGAGCUCUCGGAUGACGAUGACGGUGAAGAAGACAGUGAAGACGAGGAUAAAGACGUCAGCUUUGAUGAGGAGCAGUUUGCCAGAAUGAUGCGGGAGAUGAUGGGCAUGCCGUCGGUUGAAAGGCCUACCCCGAGUUAUUCUGCCAAGUCACUUAACAAACCAGGGCGUACCACAUUGGCUGAAGAGCCGGACGAUGAACAUGAGGACGACGAUGAUGAAGCGAUUAGACAGCUUGCAGCACAGAUGGAGUCUGAACUGAACGAGCAUGGUGCUCUUCAGCUGGACCCAACGCCCAAGAAGCUCAAAGCUUUGAGAGAAAAGGACGUAGAAGACACAGGGAAAGGCAAAGGGACAGAGGCUGCACAAAGUGACGGCGAAGAGAGUGGAGAUGAUGAGGUCGAUAUCGACUAUAACCUAGCAAAGAACUUGCUCGAAAGUUUCAAAGGUCAAGCGGGAAUGGCUGGUCCAGCAGGAAACAUCUUGGGCAUGAUGGGGAUGAAACUACCCCGAGAUGAGCACGACGAAGACAAGGAGUAGAUGUGACCGUACCUGGUCUAGGUUUUAUGUUGUACAGUCUCUAGCAAUCAGGAGUGGUAUAUAUCCAGUGUACCCGGGUCGGGCUAUCCGCAAGAGCUAGUUGCAGCAAAGAAAUAACGUGAACCUCUCUGGGCUUUAUCAAUUUGAUCGAUCGUAUCACUAUCAUCUCAUUCGACUGGCUGUUUCGACCUUCAAUCUCGU